AGCUUCUUCAGAACCAUCAUUCUCAGCGUUUUCUUGAAAUUUGGCGGGAAAGAGGUUGGCGUAACGAUGGAGAAGUCUUGCUUACAGUCGCCGCCGGUGAAAGUCCUGGCUGCGCAGCUGAAGCGUUGCCGCCAAGUCCCUGGCGGCUCAUGGUUGUUGGACCGGGAAGAGUACGGAUGUCCGGCGUUACCCGUGUCUCUGGUCUGGAUGCAGGGCAAAGUACUGGCCGUGGAGCAGAAUGGUUCGACUGUGCGGUUGCUGGACGAGAGCGGCUCUUUCGUGGUUUCCGGCGUGGAGAGAGUCCCUAAGGGAAAACCUUGCCUCAGCCUUGGAAAUUAUGUGAUGGUGAUGGGCUUGGUGCAGGGUUGCAUGCCAGAACCUGUCCUUCAAGCUGUGAAGAUGACGGAUCUUUCGGGCAAUCCCCUGCACAGGACUAUGUGGGAGUUGGAAGUGGAAGAUUUGCAAAGAAGCCUCCUCUGUGAAUGAAGUUGGCAUGUCAAAAUGGGAAUCCUUUCCUGCACGUCUCUCAGUAACAAAACAAAUGGGAUGGAAAUGCCUGCACUGUUUAGAAGGCAUGGAUUAAUUCCGGCUGGAUUAGCUUGUGCAAAGUAAUAUUUUGUACUUGAGGGUACUGGAUUGUUGCAAAGAUAAAAUAUCUAUAUUGAAUAUAUUUAUUGCCCCAUUGUGGAGAAUGCUCUUCUUUCUUCAGGCUGGACUUCCAUUAAAGGAGUACUGUGCUACAGAAUU
Molecule: messenger RNA, 747 nt
Organism: Pseudonaja textilis
Lineage: Eukaryota; Metazoa; Chordata; Lepidosauria; Squamata; Elapidae
Gene: RMI2
Product: RecQ mediated genome instability 2
Biological process (GO): DNA repair; maintenance of rDNA; negative regulation of double-strand break repair via homologous recombination
Cellular component (GO): cytosol; nuclear speck
Source: RefSeq, a predicted model, not a curated record